Molecule: messenger RNA, 472 nt
Organism: Moneuplotes crassus
Lineage: Eukaryota; Ciliophora; Spirotrichea; Euplotida; Euplotidae
Source: the annotation of a GenBank genome assembly
UAAAUAAAAUUUAUUAAAAUGAAAGCAGUUCUGUUAGUAUUCUGCAUAUUUAUUGCAACAACUCUGGCUUAUCAUAAUUUGGAGCACCACAAUAGUACUGAUAUUCUUGAUAAAAUUCAGGAAAGAGAUGGGCAAGUGUAUGUAUUAAUGUUCUAUUCCCCUGGACAUAAAGGUGGCACUCAUAAUUCCAAGACAGUUGAAGAUGAAAAGGAGCUCAUCAACAGAGUUCUAAAGAAACAUCCUUCCUUCCAUUAUGCUAAGAUCAACGCUGCUGAUCCAAAUUAUAAGGAUCUUAUUGAUACCUGCGGAAUUGUCACGACAGAACUUCAUGAGUCACCAAGUGUCCUUAUCAUCGAAGGAGGCACUGGUGUCUGGAUUCAUGGACCACAAACUGUUAACAAAAUAGAAGAGUUUGCAGAGGAUUUUCUUAAGAGAUCUAGAACUUCGCAUUAAUUCUUACAAUUCUUCAUAA